GAAAAUAAUGAAAAUACCAGAACCUUGUCGCACUCGUCUAUCACUGCAUGUUUGCGGUGCCGGGAACAGAAGGUGACUACAUGUCCGUCCGAUGCCAGAACCACUUCGCUUAACGUCGAAUGACUCCCAGCUAAAGUGUGGUCGCGAACGUCCCACGUGCACUCGAUGCGAGCGACUCAGUGCAAAAUGUAACCAUCCGCGGCCUCCAAAUCGCCGGGGUUCACGGGGCCGGCGCCUGGGGACUCAACGCCGGCGCAACGAAGCAGUUUCGCAACAAACUUCUGCCGCUGAGACUCAGAAAAUCAGUCCGAUCCCUGGGCAUCAUGCUUCGAGUUCCCUUGGUCCUAAUAUUCAUCGUGAAGACGAUCCACCUCUCCUAAAUUCCACUGGAUUGGAUGACACACCGGCGGCUCUAGGUAUAGGAACACGUACUCCGUCUAAUGUACCUGCUGAUCCGAGCUGCACCAGGGCUGUUAUACAAUAGCUAAUUGGUCCGUAGACAUACCCAAGUCAGCUACGUACGAUGACGCCUGUCGCAUUGGAGCCAGGACGUUCCUCAGACCAGACACAAUUAC
This is a messenger RNA of Aspergillus neoniger CBS 115656, 575 nucleotides long. RefSeq names its product Zn(II)2Cys6 transcription factor domain-containing protein. Gene Ontology annotation, biological process: regulation of DNA-templated transcription. Bases 92 to 484 code for a protein of 130 amino acids. Lineage: Eukaryota; Fungi; Ascomycota; Eurotiomycetes; Eurotiales; Aspergillaceae. The transcript has a single exon. The record is from RefSeq and is a predicted model, not a curated record. Gene Ontology annotation, molecular function: DNA-binding transcription factor activity, RNA polymerase II-specific; zinc ion binding.